AUGAAUUCCGAUAAAGAAGUUACAGAAUCUAAAAGGGUACGCGAAAGUGGUUUCUCUGGGAUAGUUAUGAGCGACUUUGGCGAAAAUGGGAAGAAGAGGAGUCUAGAACCAUUCAAUGAUUCAACAUCUUCCAGUGAAACCACCGUGCAUAAAGAUUCCUGCCGGAAGAUUUGCAUCAUUGCUAAAUUACAGUGUGUAUUAUUCCCUAUGAAACUAUUCGGAUUGUACAUCCAAGAAGCGACAAGUGCGUGUGGACAAGACUUUUCAAGUCGAAGAAGGACCUAUUAUUUAAAGCGUGCGUAUCAGUGCUUUGUAUUGGCGCUUCUAUGGGGCUAUUUUUUGAAGGCCUGCGCUCACUGGAUCAUAUCCUCUCGAUCUAAUGUUCCUAUGCUGUUGUGGAAUUUCCAGACCGCUCUGCAGGGCACGAUAUGUUUUUUCACCAUGCAUUUAACAGGGAAGAAAUCAAACUUAAAAAGUUUGUUGAUGUACUGGAACACGCAACCCAAUUUCGACGAAUUAGUCACCGAACCGUAUAUGAUAAAAUGUGUCAAAAGGACUCAACUUGCGGUUUAUUUCCUUAUGGCAUUCAAUACAGUGCUUUAUGGUUUAAUCCUGUUCCUUCCCUCAGAGUCUUUACAGCCCCUUGUGGAUUCAGUUAUCUCCCCGCUCCCUGACAGCAUGGCUAGUCGGGUCAUUUUCUUUCUCCUCUCUCUGUAUUGUUCAGCUGCUUGGUUAAUGCCCUUUGGAAUCUUUACCGCUGUGUGCCUGACCUUAAUUCACCAGUGCCAUCGUCUACGAAAGACAUUACGACUAACAGCUUCCGCCAGUGAAGUAAGAAGAAUCAAGAUUUUAAGGCAGCAGCAUUCGUCCCUGUGUGGUUCUGUGAGAAAGGUCGACAACUUGUUUAAAUUCUUUACGCUUGUUGUCUAUGUGACAAACAUUCCAAUGGUUUGCUUUCUUCUCUUCGAUCUAAUAUUUAGCAGGCCCCAUGGCGUGACAACUCAACUGACCUUGAGUUUUUGGUUUGUCACUGUUGCAUUGAUAAUGAUCAGCGUGUCAUUCCUUGGCGCGCAUUUAAACAGUAAGGUAAGCUACAAGGUAUCUACAAUCACAGACAAAAGUAGUUGGGAAGGUUGUACAAUAUAACAGUAGUCUAUUUUAAUCCUCAAAAACGAGAGUUUUCUCUUUUGCUAACUAUCCCCCGUCACCCCUUUUCAAUAAGUAUGCAAAUUUCUCUACAGUUGAUUUCUUGGGGACCGCAUUCAAAUUAAGAAAGAGAAACAAAAUUUCGUCGUCGCUUGUCUACGUCCUCCAUAAAACGUGAAAUUAGGCAUUUUCACGUCGUAGUCGUGCAGUAACGGCUAAGAAAUAUACAGAAAAGCGUGAUGCACGUGCAAACCUGUUGUUUUGCUUAAUACAGUUAUUGCUGUUUUGACGGUCUCGCUGCCGUCGUCGUCGUCGUUGGUAAAACUACCUAAUGUUGGGAUGUAACAGAACAAUUACGCGCACAAACUUUAAAGUUUUGCUCAACAUUGGGCCAGGGGCGGGAGGAGAAAGGAAAAAAAAAGGUAAAAAAGCAACCUUCCCAACACUUUUGGCGAUAAUUGUAAGUAUUAAGUCCUAUGGCAGGUAAUUUAGUUUCCAGAAUCCAAGAAAUUUUGGCUUGUGGAAUCCAGAAUCCUGCUCUUUGGAAUACGGAAUUCAAUUCUAGGAAUCCCGAAUCCCGCUACGAUUAGAAUCCUGAAUCCCGGUUCCACUGAUAAUGAAUCCGGAAUCCUGUACCUGGUUUCCGGAAUCCACAGUGUGGGGAGGGGGACAUUGGGGUUACCCAAUACCGCAAUACCGUACGAAAAAUUGGCAAAUACCGAAACACCGUGUCAAAAAUGGACGAAAUACCGAUAGCGUAUUUAUGAUCGGUGACGCUUACUUAACGUUGUAUCCAUCUCGCGUGUUUUUUAAUCUCAAGCAUGUAUACGCCAGGAAUCAACCUCAGCCUUCGCGCGAAAACGUGAGAAGAUCUCGAAUUGAUCGGUACAAUGAUCGAAAAGCCAGGUCAUUGGAUGUCCUACCAAUUUCAUCACAUAGAGUAACUGUCAGAAGUCUAAAGUCUUCCAAAUAUUGACCUAUACAUUAGACAGGAAAGGCCAAAUGAACAGUACCGCAAUACCGUGAAGGAUCUUCUUUUACCCAAUACCGUUAGCCAGGGGGAUGAAAAACCGCAGACGGAAGGGCUGGAUGAUACCGCAAUACCGCACAUUAAAAUCAAAAUUACCGAAAUACCGCUUGAAAAAAAGCUCAAUACCGCAAUACCGUAAACCCCCGACCCAUGUCCCCCUCCGUGAGAUCCAACACUCUCAUUUUCAGAACGAGUCAGAGUGUAAAGAGUGAGUUCUAUUUGCUGCAUCAGAGUAAAAUGAUACCAAUUAAAACCGAUCUUUUGAAAAUGAGUUUUAUUUGCUUGAGAAUAGAAACUUACUUGCAAUAACUGAAUAAGAAAGAAUCAGGAUUUUUAUACACCAAAGUGUUGUGAAAAAAAAAUUAAUGACUCAUAACUGAGAUUCUUUUUGCUAGAGCUGCCUAAUAACUGCUUUGGUUGCAUUCAACUAACAUCUCACUUUUAUGAUUUUCUUUUUUACUUUUCAGAUUCAUUCAUUUACAGAAGUUGUUCAAAGAGUUCAAAUUUCCAAUGUUGAUUUGGACACACACACCGAGGUACUCGAAAAUACUAGAUAUGUUUCAAAACCCUUCGCCUAUAAAUAAGAUCCUCCUUCCUGGAGGUUGUCGUUUUAAACAAAUUACAAUAAGAUAAAAAAAACUGUAAAUAAUAAUAAUAAAAAAACAAGGAGGCUCAAGCCCCAAGGAACGAAAACAGCGAAACUUUGGGUGAUGCUCGAUAUACCAACUCAAUAUAUCCACUACUGUCUCGCGUUCUCUCGGGCGAAGUUUUACGGUGUUAUUGUGUAAGGGCUAAGGAUCAUUUUUGCGUCAUUCGUGACAUCAGCCGAAACUUCGGAGAAAAAUACCAGGCCCUCCCUCCACCGCGGUCAUACGUCUAUUUUUUUCUAUGAGGUGUCAUUUCAGGACGUUAAGAAUUUGUUUUCAAUUACUUGCUCAACAACACAGAAUUUGAGCUUCCGCUCAUUAAUAACCUUUCUCGCUAAGGCAAAAUUAUGCAUUAAUUUAAGGCUUAAUAGGGAUGGCUUUGACAAUUCCACAGUUUGGAUGUAUAAGUUCACUUAGAACUCUUUUUUCGUAAAUUGUAAACAGAUCUUUUGGAAAAUUAAGAGUUUACUUUGGUAAAAGUGACAACAGGGAGGCCCGGAUAAUGACCAAAGGUUUCUUUUUUGAAGAAUUUUGCUUAGCUUGCCUUGCAAAUUUUAUCGUUUAACGGCGGUAAAGGUUGUCGCAUGUCAUGACAUUCCUCAGUUCCAGGUCUUACCUGUAACUUAUAUGUAUUUUAUUUCCUUGCUUAGUUGAUGCUAUUCAUUGCAAAAUUAAACGGAGAUCCUGUCGCGAUUACCGCUGGAGGACUGGUGCCAAUCACCAAACCGCUGAUUGUAACGGUACUGCUGAUAUAUCUGUACUUGCUAGAACAUUCUUAGGGUAAACAAGGGAACGGCGUACAAUAAGGAAAGUAAACUUUAGUAAUCAAAAUUCCAAUCCAAACGUAGAGAUAUAAAUGCGCUACAACAACGCCAACAACUCCCACAUCAAAGGGACGCCGAUUUUUAUCCGACAAGUAAAUAUGUUAGCAAGAGCUUUUAGUAGUACUUUUAUUGGAAAGAUUCGCAGAAGAUUAAGCCACUUCAAUAGCAAUGUUAUUUCACUGAUUACUUUUUCCUUUGUCUUUCUUUCAGGUCACUGGCGUGGUUAUUACAUAUUUUGCCCUUCUGUAUGAGUUGAGGUAA
Molecule: messenger RNA, 3908 nt
Organism: Porites evermanni
Lineage: Eukaryota; Metazoa; Cnidaria; Anthozoa; Scleractinia; Poritidae
Source: the annotation of a GenBank genome assembly